AUGGUAUCGAAAAAAGAGAUUGUCUUUGAUAUAAAGGAACAAGGUGUUCUGGUGAGUAGAGCAUUAAAAAAUGAUCUAUUAAUUGAAGCAAUAAGACAUUGUGCAAAAGCUUUGAAAAUUCUGAGAUCUAGCCAUAUACCACUACCUCUAUAUUUCGAAUUUUAUACUUUAAUUGAUGAAAAAUGUUUAUCUGUACUUUCGAGAUAUUUAACUGAAGCUCAAAAAACGAACAAGGUUGAUUUAAAUGAAGUUUAUACGAUUAUCCAAUAUACCGGAAAUAUUUUACCUAGAUUAUAUCUGUUAAUAACUGUAGGUAAGUGUUUUUUGAAAUCCAACCCUGAAUAUAGAAUUGAAAUCCUUAAGGAUUUAGCUGAAAUGACCAGAGGUGAGCAAGAUCCAAUAAGAGGUAUAUUUUUGAGAUAUUACAUUUCUAAUAAUAUUACCCCUGUAUUUCUCACAGAAGAAUUCAAAGAAGUAGAUUUAAGCUUCAAAUGCGAUUUUAUAAUGACCAAUUUUAUCGAAUGUAAUAAACUCUGGAUAAGGUUACAGUUUCAAGGGUUUCUAAAAGAGAGAAUCCAACACAUUAAAGAUAGGGAACAUAUUAGAGCUAUUAUUGGUUUACAAUUAUUACAAUUAUCAAACGUAUUGAAUAGUGACAUUGAGAAAUACAAAUCAGAUAUUUUACCUGUAUUGAACCAGCAAUUGAUUAAAUGUAAUGAUGUAAUGGCUCAAAAAUAUAUCUUCCAAGUUAUUUUGGAGGUAUUUCCAGUUAGCUUUCACUUGGAUACAAUAGAAUCUUUAUUAGAAACAACUCUGCUUUUGAAUCAUGAUUUAUCUAUUAGUGAGAUAGUCGAUUAUUUAAUUGGAAGAAUAAAUAAAGGGAUAGAAAAAUUUAACAUUCAAUUAAUUGAAUACACUAAAGUGUUUUGGGACUAUCUAAAUGAAUUGAACAAGAAAAUACCUUCUUUACCUUUAUCUGAUUUCAUACCGUUAUUGAAUAACAUUAUGGAUAUCUCUGUAGAUGAAGAAAAAGUAGACAACAUAAAUGGUUACUUUGAGUUAUUGUACAAAAAACUAAAGGGCAGUAAUGUUGAGAUUGGGAAAGAAGAACACAAGCUUCUUUUUGAUUUCUUGAUUUUCUCUAAUUUGAAAAGAGUCAAAUGCAACGAAAAAUUUUAUUUCAAGGUUUUAACUUCUUCAUCGAAAUGGUAUUACGAUUUACUGCAAUUACAACCACGUGAAAUUAAAGGACAGAUAAUAGGAACUUUGCUGUCAAAUGUUGUAAAUUCAAAUUCUCAAUUGACGAUAUCUUCUUCAUCACAAGUCGAAUCUUUACUCAAAAUCUCAAAAAUCAUGCUUGAUGAUUCAGAAGGAAAUUACAUUGAUGCCGCCAAAGAUAUUAUUCCUAAGGUAAUAAAUUUUAUUUUUAUGUCAUUUAAGUCCGGUACCUUUAAUAAUUCUUUUGAAAUUACUUUAAAGAUAAAAAAUUGGAUAUAUGACUCCAAUCAUGAUUUCAUUGUAAAUGUUUAUCCAUCAAUUAUAAAUCAGCUAUGGAAGUUGGUAAGGGUAUGCCAGGUAAUCGAGAGAAAGUAUUCCUCCAACGCAGAUUUCUGCCAACAUUAUAACAAUUUAUCAAAGCAGCUAUUUCGACAUAUUUCUAGAUGUUUAGGAGAUAUUUUAAUGGUAGCGAAGGAAGAUGACAAAGAUUCAAUCGAAAUGGCCUACAAAUUGUAUUUAAAUACGGCAACAUUGGCGGAUCAAUUCAUGUUAGUUGACAUUUCAAAUGAUUUCUUUUUACAAGCUUUUGAAUUACUUGAAGAGAAGAUUAUCAACAAAUCCUUUGACCAGAUAAGUUUACUGAAGGUUUUGAUACAAUCAUUGCAAAAAACUAAAUCUUUAAAUAAUGAAGAUAAAGUAUAUGAAGAUUUAGCAAUCAGAUGUGUAGUCGAUGCAUCCAAGUUAUUGAAAAAACAAACUCAAAGUUGUGCUAUUUCCAGCUGCUCAUAUCUAUGGUGGUGCAAAUCAGUGACUAUAAUGAGCUCCGACAAAAUCAAGUCUAAUAAUAAGUUUUUUAAAGAUGGAAAGAGAAUAUUGGAAUGUUUACAAAAAUCAUUAAGAUUAGCUGAUUCGGUAAUGGAUAAUAUAAUGAGCAGUCAAAUAAUGUUAGAAAUUUUAGAAAUUUGUUUAUAUUAUUAUGAUACUGACGAAAAAAAUGAAACCCACAUUGGAUUCAAUUAUAUAAAUCAACUAAUAUCGUUGAUACAGAACACUAUACAGUCGUUGGAAUUAGAAAUGACUACAACCCAAUUUGCUAAUGUUGAAAGGAAUGGUGAACUCGGAGCUGAUAAAAUUGGAUUAUGGGUUAUGGGUAUUGGGAAUUCCUACAUUCCAAUUACGUCGAUUAAUGAUGUAAAUAGUUCCGACGAUGUGAAUAAUAAUAACAAGCACAUUGACCACAAUAAUAUUAAACCUGUUAAAGAAUUAUCAAUCCAGGACAAAAUAUAUAUCCCAAUUAGUCAGUUUACGAGGAUAUUAAAAUACAUUGAAUCUCAGAAACAAACAAAUAAAUCUUAUAAUUCUAUAAACAUUUAA
Molecule: messenger RNA, 2592 nt
Organism: Tetrapisispora phaffii CBS 4417
Lineage: Eukaryota; Fungi; Ascomycota; Saccharomycetes; Saccharomycetales; Saccharomycetaceae
Gene: VPS35
Product: retromer subunit VPS35
Exons: 1
Coding region: 1-2592 (863 amino acids)
Biological process (GO): retrograde transport, endosome to Golgi; intracellular protein transport
Cellular component (GO): late endosome; retromer complex; retromer, cargo-selective complex
Source: RefSeq, a predicted model, not a curated record